Alligator sinensis (Chinese alligator) is the source of this 5603-nucleotide messenger RNA. RefSeq names its product E3 ubiquitin-protein ligase TRIM23-like. NCBI's taxonomy places the organism in Eukaryota, Metazoa, Chordata, Crocodylia, Alligatoridae. Gene Ontology annotation, biological process: protein ubiquitination. Bases 4097 to 4744 code for a protein of 215 amino acids. The record is from RefSeq and is a predicted model, not a curated record. The transcript has a single exon. Gene Ontology annotation, molecular function: ubiquitin protein ligase activity.
CUGAUGCACACCCUUAUAGGCUGCCACCAGGUCACCCCUGAGCCUGCAUUUUUCCAGGCUGAAGAGUCCCAUGGCUCUCAGCCUUUCUUCAUAAGGCCUAUUCUCUUGUCCUAUUCUCUGCUCAGCAAAUACUUGUGAACCCACAAAUGAAGUGCGUCUCAAUCUCCUUCAGUGAGAUUGUCUACACAGAGGGUACGAUCCUUCUGUUGCUAUUGGUCACUCUAGUAGCUCAUGUAGUAGAGGCCUGUCAUGUCUGAACCCUGGCUGAUGGGACAAGUGGAGGUUAAUAUGAUUCUGCCUGGUAAAAGUUCUUACUCCUAAAUCUGCUAGUUUGGACAUUUGCUGUACAAAAAUACCUCAAAUCCCCUCCAGGUCAGGAGGUUUCCUAAAAGUUAGGAAAUGUGGAAAAGCCAGGAUUGAAGUUGCCUGGGCAUAAGCAUUGUGAUGCAGUCUUUCCAUUAAGACUAUUUUACCCAGGAACCGUGCCUCACUGAGCACAAGGACGGACUGGCUCUGCAAAUGAAACAGGGUUGUUGUGUCCUCUUUAUCUCUUUGCUUCUACUUUACUUGAUACAAAAAUUGGAAGGGGGCAAUUAAUGAUAAAGGGGUUGGCAAGAGCAGGUCUCAGGGUUCAAUAAGAUGUCACACAGGAACACUGGAUUCUGUCCCUGCCUCUGCCCCAAGUCCCCGCUUGAUGCUGCAACCUGUUACACUAAACGUUGCACAGCUGAUCACUAAUAGUUCAGUGCACUUUCUAGGUGCCCAGCCUAAUUUGCCAUAGAUCUAGGUGCUUUCAGCAGCAAUAGGAGUUGAUUGGAGUCCUGCUAUGAACGUAUGAACAUGUGAAGUAUUCUGGAAAACACAGGUUGUCUCAAGCUGAGCACCUGAAAUUAGUGGCUAUUUUAGAAAGUUUUGGCCCUUGUUGCUCUUGGCUUUCUGCCCCAGCUGUAAAAUGAUGGAUAUAAUAGAGGGAGAUAUGAAGAUAAAUUACCUAGUGUAUUAUAAGAGUGAUGCUGCAGUCAGGAAGCACUUGGUAUGGUGGUAAAAUCAGGUUUACUAAUGAAGCAGCAAAUUAGGUGGGUUCAGUGCAGGGUUUGCGCAGAAAAUAGUUAAUGAUCAGUGAGUGUCCUCCUGUGUUAAUGUUAAUAAAGCCAAUAAAUAACCUCAAGAUGGAGAAGUCUUAUGGCAAAAAUGGUUGUAUUCAUACCAUUAAACACAGUAGGAACAGGAGUGGUGAAUCAGAGCCACCCUGGUAGAGGUAAACCCAGUAUUCACUGACUUCCAAGUGCCACCUUUCCUGUCUUCUAAUGGAGGUGCUGGGCUGGGUAAAGAGUGGUGCUGCAGGGCUAAGCUGCGUUACCCUUCCACCCCAGCAUGCUGGGUUGACAUCAAGUCCGUCCAGGUCCGUUCUGUUCCUUCAUAGAUACAUACUGAAGGGAACUGUUUGGGUGGCGGUGAGGGUCAGAGCAACAGUAGGGGCCUGCAUGCACAGGGCUGCCUGCCUGACACCCUGCCUGCCCUGCAGCACGUAGCGCUGUUUGUCAAUGCUUUGUCUCACAGCUCAAGGAUGGGUGAGGAGGAAAAGUCUGAUUUCAACAUCCCCUGUCAACAGCAGGCCUGAGGGUAAACAGUGGGGGUAAGGCCUGGGCUAUCUCAGAGACUUGCUCCGUUUGCUCUCUGCAGAUACCCAGCCAGGCUCUCAGGGAGCAGGCUGCCCAGCUGCAGAACACACACCCAACAUGGGGGUGAAGAGGGCUCUGUGCUCCCCCUCACCCCAGGCAGCGAGGGGCAAACUUUGGCAGGAGAGCUGGGAUGUGCAUGCCCUGUGCAUGGCAGGGGAAUGCUGCUCCUGCACUGGGGUCUCAGCUGGACACAGCAAUCCUUCACUGUGGGAUCCAGACUGAGCCCCUGAUCACAUUGAAAGUCACUUGGGGGCUGAGAGUCAAGGGUAGGCAACCCCUGGCAUGGGUGCCAGAGUGUGUCAUGCAAAGGCAUUUUGCUUGGCAUAUGUGCCUCGGGGCAGACGGCAGGGAAGGGGUCAGGGCUGUGCAGCCGCAACAAGGACUGGGCCCCCGGUGGCUCCCCUGCCCUCUACCACUCGCAUGCCAACUUCUUAUAAGUUGAGGCUGCAGCUGUUUUUGGCACUCUGUCCCAAAACAUUGCUGACCCCAUGGCUGAGUCAUCAGGUCUGCCCCGUGGCACUCUGCCAUGGAUGUGCUCUGAAACCCUUGGGGUAGUAUAGACCUAAAGUAGUAGGCAAGGGAGAGAGGUUUUGCCAUGUGGGUAUGACAGGGCUCAUGUGGGUGUGAGGAUGGAGUAUGGGACCAGGCCAUUCCCAUUCUCCAGCAAAAGGGAGUUUGACCCCCCCCAUCACAAGUGGCUCCAUUUCAGGGUCAGCAGAUAUUCCCCAAGUUACCUUCACUCUACCCGUCACUCUUCGAGGGAGGAGGGUGUGAUGUCUGGUUGGGGAGCAUGGGUGGCAAUACCCACAGAUUGGAAGCAGUGUCCUUGCUUUCUUCUGUUCCUGCCUGGACGGGCGGCUUGGCUCAGCCCUUCAGCUGUGGCUGUCAUGGCUGCAGAAAGGAGAGUGGCAGGACAAGAGGACCCCCUCCCAUGUUACUGAGAACCGGGCUUGGGGUCAGCUGGAAUUAAACUUCUGGACUAUUGAACAAAUGGCCGGCUUGUGUGAUGCACCACCUGCACUCUCUGCCCCAACCCUUGCCUCAGUACUCUGGGCAGUGACUAAAAAUAGUUUUCCAAAGUGUUCCUGGGCAUGUGAGCGUGGCAGAACAGGAACUUGCUUGUGGUUCUCAUUUAUUAAUGGGUGGCAAUCCCUCAGCCCUGGGCCAAGUUCCACCCUGAGCCAAAGGCCAGAAAAACAGAAAAAGAGGGAGCAAGGGAAUGCGCUGAUGGGGAAUAUCCUGGGGCCACAGCACCAGCCAGGUGUCAUUUGUGCCACACUGACAGCAAGGGCGUGCGGCUGGUUAGCAGAGGUGCAGAAACCCCUAUUUCUUGGGGGUCACAAAAGCUUACGUCUCUGAUUUAGUUACUCUGUAAAGUGAAUAUGUACCCUGCCUUCUGCCUGACUUGAGCAGGGGUUGGCCUAGAUGACCUCCUGAAGUCCCUUUGAGGAGGGGUCCUGCUUUGAGCAGGGGGUUGGGCUAGAUGACCUCCUGAGGUCCCUUCCAACCCUAACUUUCUAUGAUUCUCCGAUUCUAUGACUUCAGACUAACACAGCUAACUACACUCUCUGCUUUUGUUUGGCCAGGGCUUGCAGGGGGGUCUGUGGCAGCAUUUGGAGGUUUGCAAGCAGGGAGGUUUGUGGCAGCGUUCUCGGGCUGUGCUGAGCCUUGGGUGCUCUCCCCGUGUCCUGGUGCUGCAUGCUUCACUGCAGCCCCCUCCAGCCCCUGCUAAGGAGGGGAAAGAAUGCGAGCAUGCCAGGGCCUGCUCUUCACAGAUCAUCAAUUAGUGAUUAAAGUUCAGGCCGGGUGUAGCCCCCCUAACAUAGCCACCAGCCACUCACAGUCACUGCCUUUAUCUCAGUGCAAACAGUGCCUGGCAGCAAGUGAUUCAUCUCACUCAGUACUGGCCUGUUACUCAGUGACUACAGUUCAGCAGCCAGCAAGGCUGACUGCUUCAAAAGCAGGGGCUCAGAGCAUGCCCUGGCCUUUCCUUCCAGGUCUGUCCACUCACUACAAAGUCUGGCUGUCUGAUCAUCACAAGGAGAAGCUGAGCCCAUGUUGUGCCUGGGGAGUGUGGGGUAUGUCCAUUUGCCCCUUGACAAUCUGUUUUUUCUACAGCAGGAAAGCCAAGACAAGAGGCCUGCUCAGACCUGAGGACAGAAAGAGCCUGCACAACUGGAUUUUGUUACUGGCCAAUUUCAACUCCUGUGUCAUUUGGAUGAACUUCUUUUGAUGCCCAUUUCCUCCAGUGGGGAAGCUGAGUUGAACAUAGCUCCUACAGCAGCCUGAAGUCACAGUGAUGGGUGUUAGGAGAGGCUGGAGCUAGAGCAUAGGUAGAAACCCCUCUGCUUCCCAGGGCCAGGUGCAAGAGCCCAGUCUGUGAGAACUAAGUGCCCCCCACAACUGCCGUCUUGAUGGAUGUGUGCGCCAGAGAAUGUGGGAUUUGCUAUGAAGCCUACAGGGUGCCUUCCAGGUGGCGGGUGCCCAAGCUGCUUUUGUGCCAUCACUCCCUUUGCCUCUCCUGCCUCCGGAAGCUGGUCUGCCACAACAGGGCCUUCUCCUUCAUCAGCUGCCCCUUCUGCAGAACAGUGACGCUGGUGCCAGAGCAGGGGCUGCAGGCUCUGAAGAAUGACGAGGACAUCCUGCGGGAGACAUCAGCCCAAAGCAGCCUGCCCGCCUCUGGUGUCUUGGCAGCCGAGCACAAGGCCCAGGGGGAGGAAGAGGAGGAGGAGGAGGAACCCCCCAGUGCUUCUGAAUGUUCCUUGAGUGACUCCACGCUGUCCCUGGACAUGGACUUUAACUAUGUGACCCACUCAUCCGUCUUCACUGUCAGCAGCAUGGUCCCUCCGAACGCCAUCCGGGUUCCAGCCAGCCCUGGGGCCUGGCAUGGGUUCCACAUGCAGGAGGUGCAGAACACCUUUGUGGUGGGGCUCCCGAGCCGGGUGACACCUGUGGACAUUCAGCCGCCCAUCUCCUCAGUGGAGAAUCUACGCCUGUGCUUCGCCGUGGGCAUCAUCAUCCUCAUUGUGUCCAUCUUCUUCAUGCUCGUCUUUCUCAAGUAGGCAAGGACUUUGGGAGGUGGACCAGGGAUGAGCCUAACUCAGUGGGCUUGAGGAAAGCACAGACUGGGGUUUAAGCUACAGGGACGGGUCUUUCCGUAUGGAUUGACUGUGUUGGGACAUGUGAAUUCUGCAGGAGCCUGGAUGCUGCUUCUGCACAUCUGAGCUGCCCUCCCCCCGAUAAAGACUCGCUGAGCCAUGCAAGUGGCGUCCACUGGUCCUGAGGCUGUUACGGGGGCUUCACUGAGGGCAGAAGGGCCAUAUUCUGCCUUCAGCCAUGGCAGCUGGCUAAUGACAUGAGCCUUUGGGGAAAUAGGGCUUGGUUUCUGGGUUGCUUUCUAGUCCAUGAGUGUUUGGAGAUAGUAUUUGCUUCCAUGUGCAGGAAGCACCACACUGUACUUUACCAUGGCUGGGUUGGUUAGAUAUGGGGUCAGGCUAAUGAGCUCUGUAGGACUGAAUGCCCUGGCUGCUUUGGAUGGGAAGUGCUGGGAGGGCAAGUUGUGAGAAAAGCAGAGAAAAGAUCAAAUUGGGCAGGUGUUCCCAGCUCGACCCCAAAACCAAGCUACUCAGCAUGACAGGCCUCUUGUGAAAAGGGUCAUAUGCUCAAGGGUAGGGCCUACGGUAAUCUGUUCUAUCCCACGUGGAUUUCACCAAAUGGCCAGCUGCUCCCCUGUGAGUGGCAAGGCUUCUGCUCAUCUGAAACACCUUUGGGGGAGCUUGUGUGGGGGAAAUUGCUUGCCCAGCUACCUUUGUCUCCUCUUUGCAGUGUCAGUAGUGCCAGCUGCACAGGUCCAAACACCAAGGUUUGGGCCUCCUAAAGCAUAAGCUUUAAAAAAAAUAAUAAACCAUAUAUUGUUUUUUC